GUGAAACUGGGCACAGCCCCCGUAUAAGAUGCCCCCGACCCGGGAGAUGGCUGAUCAAAGAGACUGGGCCCUGCCAUGGGCCAGAAGGCAGGCGACCUUGGCUGGCGGCUCAGCCUUUUGCUGCUCUCCCUGCUCCUGGUUCGAGCUGGUGUCUGGGGAUUCCCGAGGCCCCCAGGGAAGCUACCCCUGAGCCUGCAGGAGUUGCAGGAGGAGUUCAAGGUCAGCCUGCAUCUUGCCAGGAAGCUGCUCUCCGAGGUUCGGGCCCAGGCCCACCGUUUUGUGAGUUUCCCUAAUGCAACUGGCUCUGGGGAUGGGCGGAUCCCUAAUCCCUUCUGGCCCCUACUAACAGACCUUGCCCUACAGGCUGAAUCUCACUUGCCAGGAGUGAACCUGGACCUCCUGCCCCUGGGAGGGCACCUCCCCAAUGUUUCCCUGACCUUCCAGGCCUGGCGCAGCCUCUCUCACCCAGAGAGGCUGUUAUUCCUUUUCAUGACACUUCACCCCUUCCAAGCCCUCUUGGGAGGACUGAGCAGCCAGGGGAUCUGGGCCAGCACAGAGAGGAAGAAGCUGUGGGCCGUGAGUUUGGAUCUCCGAGAUUUGCAGCGGCAUCUUCGCUACCAGAUGCUGGCUGCAGGAUUCAACCUCCCUGAGGAAGAGGAGGUAGAGGAAGAGGAGGAGAGCAAAGGGCUGCUCCCAGGGACCCCGGGCAGCCCCUCACAGAUGUCAGCCCAGGUGUCCUGGCCCCAGCUCAUCUACACCUACCAGUUGCUACACUCCUUGGAGCUUGUCUUGUCUCGGGCCGUGAGGGACUUGCUGCUGCUUUCCCAGGCUAAAAACCCAGUCCUGGCCUCGGGGUGUCCAACACUGGAUGGCUCCCACUCCUGAUGAAGUGGUUUCUUAGCCCCUUCCCUCUCCGGUUAAGAGUUUAGGACUGGAGUUGGG
Messenger RNA from Artibeus jamaicensis (Jamaican fruit-eating bat), 942 nucleotides. It is a transcript of the gene IL27, whose product is annotated as interleukin 27. The record is from RefSeq and is a predicted model, not a curated record. Gene Ontology annotation, molecular function: interleukin-27 receptor binding. Lineage: Eukaryota; Metazoa; Chordata; Mammalia; Chiroptera; Phyllostomidae. The transcript has 4 exons. Gene Ontology annotation, biological process: regulation of T-helper 1 cell differentiation; regulation of T cell proliferation. The coding region runs from base 76 to 885 and encodes 269 amino acids.